CAUCGCUCAUAGGCUAUGCCUCCUCCACCGCCACCACGCAAUGCACGCACCCUCCUCCUCACAAUCGAUGCUUUUGGCACCAUCUUCCACCCACGCGAACCCGUCCCCCAACAAUACGCUUCUGCCGCGCACAAAUUCGGCCUCCCUCGCUCCACGGUGACCCCGGAACGGCUCCAAUCCGCUUUCAAAAACGUCUUCAAAGCGCAGUCCAAGGCCCGACCCAACUACGGUCGCGCCGAGGCUCUCCGCGGUCAAUACGGUGGGCCGAGGGAAUGGUGGGAAGAGGUGAUCCGGGGUAGCUUCGCCCAGGUCUUGCAACCCCCUGCCUCAGCCACCUCUCCAUCAGCAUCGUCACCACCCUUACCGGACAGCCUCAUCCAACACCUUCUCGACCGUUUCGCGUGCCGAGAUGGUUACGCUCUCGAUGCCAACGCUGACUCCUUCUUCACGCGCCUCCGCGACAUCAAAGCCACCAAGACACGACUGGGACCGUUCGGCCGCAUCGUGGUCGGGGUGGUUUCCAACUCCGAUGACCGGGUGCCUGCUGUCUUAGAAUCGCUGGGUCUAUCUGUGGGAAUGUGUCGGGCCAAUGAGGAUGUGUCGAGUACACAGCUCCCUGGGUUUGAGAUGCGAGGGUCACGCGAUGGUGAGGCGGCGGACAACAAACAAGCUGAAGAGGGUAUCUACGAUCUUGACCUAGUGAUUACCAGCUAUGAGGCCGGCGAGGAGAAGCCAAGCCCGGUGAUCUUUGACGUGGCUCGGCGACAAGCCAUGAAGCUGGUCGGAGCGAGUGACACCGAUCGCAACAACUGGGAGUGCGUCCAUGUGGGUGACGAUUACAAGAAGGACUAUCGCGCCGCGAUCGAUGCCGGCUGGAAGGCCUUCUACAUCCCCCAGAGUAGUGACGGCAAACACCCGCCCGAUACAAAUACGACCGGGUCGCUGUUGGACGUGCUAUCCAAAUUGCAGCGGUUUAGAGUAAAAGCCGCUCUCUGUGGCUAUGUAACCCCAAUGCUCUCGCUCUCAAGCUUUCCAAGUAGCACAAUCUUCUUUCCCAGGUGUGAUGUGGCGAAAUCCAUGGAUGUGGUCACCCGCUCCGCCACGCGCCCAGACAGACCUAGAUUCCCCGCACGACCACAAACCAUGCUUUUGCACGAUGACAAUGCUUUUCUUCAGCCUAUGGAUCAAUUAACGCGCACACCUCGCCCAUCCCCCGCCAAUCAGCCUUCAUUAUGGAGGUGUCCAAGAAGGUGGAGUAAUCAAGAAUUCCCAAAGACAUACAUCUAUACAAUGGACCUCGUUCAGAAGUACGGCCACCUCAAGCGCGACCGCCGCAAGAGCUCUGCGCAGCGUGAACUCGCCGACGCAGCAAGUCAUAACGACCAGCAGAGGAUCAACGCUCUGCUCGGCAGCUUUGGCGGUGCGGCGAACGACCACCCAGACCGGAGAUCCAGUGGCGCGGGCAACAUGGCGAGUAUGAUUGAGGAGUUCAACGCCAGACGGAAAUCAGAGUCGAACGAGCUUGGGGAGCAGAAUACGGAUAGAGUUGCAGAGUGA
This is a messenger RNA of Aspergillus homomorphus CBS 101889, 1557 nucleotides long. RefSeq lists its product as uncharacterized. The record is from RefSeq and is a predicted model, not a curated record. The coding region runs from base 16 to 1557 and encodes 513 amino acids. NCBI's taxonomy places the organism in Eukaryota, Fungi, Ascomycota, Eurotiomycetes, Eurotiales, Aspergillaceae. The transcript has 5 exons.